AUGGCGGACCGGCUCAGCGAGCUACCUGACGACGUCCUGCUCUCCAUCCUGAAACGUGUCGACCUACGCGACGCAGUAAGAACAGCGAUACUCGCUAAACGGUGGAGGCAUCUCCCGGCCGCGCUGCCCGAUAUCGUACUGGACGUCCUCUCCUUCAGAAAGAAGCAGGAUGAUGAUCAUCAGGAUGGUUUCACUUUCACGUCGAGACUGUCCCGAGAAGCUCGAGCCAACCUCGCCGUGGCGCACGCCGCGAAAGCCAUCCUCGCGCGUCGCAGCGGCGAGCACGCCAUCGACCGCCUCCUCGUGCGGUUCUACCUGAGGGCGGAGUCCAUCGGCAUCGUCCGCUCCGUCGACGACGCCAUCGCGAGCGGCCGCGCCCGCUUCCGCGAGGCGGCGUUCGACGUGAGGGGCGAGAAGCGCGCCCUCGAGUGCACGGGCAGGGACACGCUUGCGAACGGGAGGCGGCUCGCGUCGCUCGUCGGCGGGUGCCCCCGCGCGUUCGCGGGGCUCACGCGGCUGCGCGUCGAGAGCGUGACGCUGCGCGGGUCCAACGACGUGGCGAACGUGCUCGCCGCCUGCGAGAACCUGGAGAUCCUCUCCUUGCACAGCUGCGACGCAUCAGCUGGCUCGAACGUGGCGGCGUUGGAGAUGGAGCACCCGCGGCUCGUUCGCCUCGACGUUGACGCGUGCGACUUCGAGACCGUAGAUCUCAAGUGGCUCCCGAGGCUGGUUCAGGUCUCCAACAACAUCUGGUUCCCUUCACGGACUCUACCUCCGCUUGUUUUUGGCCAUGUUCCACAGCUCCGGACAGUACUCUCCACUGUCGGUACAGUUAACUACAGAACUCUCAAGCUAAGCGGGCUUCUUGUCAAUGCCACCGGCAUACGUACACUGCAAAUGAUUUUUGAGAGUGAAAAGAUCUGGUUCCAACCUGAAAGCCCGAAACAUCUGGCUCCACUUCUCCGCAAUCUGAGGAUUGCAUGUUUGGACAAGAUUCACAAGGAAUGUGACCUCAUUUGGACGAUGUUUGUGUUAGAAGCUGCACCCCUCUUAAAGGAGCUUCGCAUAUCGGUAACAGAGCACUCUUGUGGCAGCUUGGCAGCAGCGGAUGUCAUGAGGAAGCUACUGUACUGCAAGAAAAACAAUAUAGAGUGGCACAUUGAUUCUGAUUUCAGGCACUACAAUCUGCUGUUGGUCACUGUUGUUGGUUUUGAGAUCAAGGAUAAAUUUGUGAAACUCAUAAAACGUCUAGCACACGCGGCUGUCAAUUUGGAAGAUAUACAUCUGGAGGAUGAAGUCAAAUGGAAGGAGCAACCGAAAGGAGGAGAGUACUGA
Molecule: messenger RNA, 1335 nt
Organism: Oryza sativa Japonica Group (Japanese rice)
Lineage: Eukaryota; Viridiplantae; Streptophyta; Magnoliopsida; Poales; Poaceae
Product: putative F-box/LRR-repeat protein At3g58880
Molecular function (GO): protein binding
Source: RefSeq, a predicted model, not a curated record